GCACAUUCACAAGUAAGAUCUCUUCGUUAGCAAUGGAUCAACUGGUGAAACUAAACUAUUUCCAUGAUUCUCAGUGGACCAAGACGCAGAGGCCUUACAUCGCCCUCCCAGGACUUCUAAAGACGAUCCAUUAUGCCAAUUUUGACUAUGUUACGGGACCUGAGCAGCUGAUCAAAGACGUGCGUGGAUGUACAGAGACAUUAAUGCUACAUGAGCAAGGCUUCACUUUCUUGCCUUGGUCUCCCUCCGACAUUGAUUGGACUGAUGAGGCUGAUAUUGAGAACCGCUAUCUUCCUCAAGUGAAGGACCUGCUCCAGAAGGAGCUUAAUAUCGGCAAAUCUCUCAAGAGAUGUGAGGUGUUUGAUUGGAGGCUUCGAAAGGCAGACUCUCAAGAGGUGAUGCGCCAGGUAUGUGACGGUAGAAUGAUCAAAAUAAAGCCAGCCGACAUCGUGCAUAUAGACCAAAGCCCCGCUGGUGCCCUUGACCGACUGCGUCUGCAUCUGCCCCAGCAGGAGGUGGACGAGCUCCUAAAAAAAUACAGAGUCCGGAUUUUCAACGUCUGGAGGCCCAUCAGCGACGUUGUUGAGGACUGGCCGCUUGCAAUAUGCGACGCCCGCACGGUAACUACGGGCGAUCUCGUCGAGCUCGAGUUUGUCACCGACGAGCUUGUGAAGUUAAGUUACUUGGCACGAUGGAAUGAAAAGUAUCGCUUCUACUAUCUCAGCGAGAUGACGAAUCGGGAUGCUUGCAUCUUCAAGAUAUUUGACUCCGCUUCGUUUGAGAAUCGAAAGGAUGCAAGCGCGACGUUGGGCUGCCCGCAUACGGCAUUCAGGCUUCCAGCUACUUCAGAGACAGAUACGCGACCUCGGGAGAGUGUCGAAGUGAGGCUCUUUGUGUUUUCCACGGAUUAAAUGGCGCAUAUGCAAAGCAGUGGGUUACUGUGUAAGAGCUAGAUAUAAGGAACAGGAGAGAAAUUGGAUCAACACUCAUGCUGUUAAUUGUGGCACACAUCUCAAGUGCCUUUGCGUUUUUUCUCUGUUACAGCAGUGUCAAUACAUCCCAGAUAUAUGCACAUGUACCUGGCCAUGAAUCAACGAGUUAUUCCGUCAUUUUCCCCACCAUCUAGCAGUCUGUAGCAUGAAAGACGAAGUUAG
Trichoderma harzianum CBS 226.95 is the source of this 1154-nucleotide messenger RNA. RefSeq lists its product as hypothetical. Lineage: Eukaryota; Fungi; Ascomycota; Sordariomycetes; Hypocreales; Hypocreaceae. The transcript has 5 exons. The coding region runs from base 33 to 911 and encodes 292 amino acids. Gene Ontology annotation, molecular function: oxidoreductase activity. The record is from RefSeq and is a predicted model, not a curated record.